UAACUGAAGGCCGAUUUGCAGAAGUACCUGCCGUCGGGUGACAUCUCUCAUAGUUGUUUGGUUGUCGGUCGCUGGUACCCAGCCGGAUACAGUUAAUUAAGGUUCGUUCCCGAUUUGGAGCCAUGGCCGGACCCAUGAUCAAAGUCGAGAACGCCAGGAAGUUUUUCGUCGGCCAAGGUUUCAUCCUCAAUGGUUUAUGCAUGUCGGUGGAGAAAAACACAAUUUAUGGUUUACUUGGGCCGUCCGGCUGCGGCAAGACGAUUCUGUUGAGUUGUAUACUCGGGCGGCGGUCAUUUGACUCUGGAAAAAUCACCCUCGGAGUCACAGACAGGAAAGAAGUCGGAUACAUGCCACAAGAGGUCGCUCUAUUCGCGGAAUUCAGCAUUGAAGAGAUCUUCAACUUUUACGGAAGGCUUUUCGGAUUAUCGCGCGCCUCGGUGCGAUGCAGAAUCGGAGAACUGCAGGAGGUGCUGCACCUGCCUCCCUGGAACUGUCGCAUAGGGAGCCUCAGUGGUGGAGAACAAAGAAGAGUGUCUUUUGCAGUUGCCCUCAUCCACAACCCAACACUUCUAAUAUUGGACGAGCCCACAGUUGGCGUAGAUACCGAACUUAGUCACAAUAUUUGGCAGUACUUGCUAAAACUAGCGAGCACGGGUAAAACUAUAAUUAUAACUACACAUUACGUAGAAGAGGCGAAACAAGCUCAUAAGAUCGGUUUAAUGAGAGGUGGUGAGCUUUUGUGCGAAGGGACUCCGCAGAACGUCAUGGCCAGUCAGAACGCGUCGACUCUGGAGGAGGCUUUUUUCGAACUUAGCAAAAAACAGAAACUACUGCCUGCUGAGAGCAUAAACUUUCAAAAAGAGCGAGAAGUUGGACAAAUGCCACUCCAAAAAGGUGAAUUGUUUAAUUGGGACAGGUUCACGGCUCAGCUCAUCAAGAACGUCUGUUGGAUGAAAAGAAACACAUUAAUAAUGUUCUUCUUACUUUUACUUCCUGCGAUGCAGUCUUUCUUUUAUUGUAUUUCUUUCGGGCAAAACCCGAAGACCUUGAACGUAAUUCUAGUCUCAGACGAAUUGAAAGGAGGUUGCGGGUCGACAGUUCUAACUUUCAAUUGUUCGUCUUCCUUCACAUGCCCGUUUGUCUGGGAGUUAGAACGGUUUAUGAAAAUUGAAAUCUCUCCGGACCUGGACAGAGCGACGCACAGCGUCCAGCAGAACGAGGCUUGGGCAGUCAUCGACGUCCCGACUAAUUUUUCUACCUCCCUCUACGACAGAAUCUUCGAAGGGCAGAAUGUGGAUAACAUGACUCUCGAUCAGAGCACCAUUUAUGUAACUAUGGACAUGUCAAAUUACAUCAUAGCAAAUCUUUUGAGGAAGAAAAUAGGCGACGCUUAUGUCAACUUCAAGAAGAAAUUGAUGGAUUCUUGCUCAUUACCAAGAAAAGUCGCUUUAACCCCAGUCAAGUUUAUGGAGCCGAUUUUUGGAGAUUCUGACCCUGUAUUUGCUCACAGCGGUCUUCCUGGAUUCUUUUGCUCGUUUUGUUUUUAUUUUACAAUGAUCUUCACCUCGGGAGCGAUAAUGAUGGAGAAACUUGUCGGCUUGUUGGACCGCAGCAUGGUCGCCGGUAUGACCUACCUGGAAGUGAUAUCUGCUCACCUUGCUGUCCAGUUCGUUCUAAUGUGCGCGCAGAAGUUUGUCAUGAUAACCGUUUUCUACAUUUGGUACGACAACCCUCUUGUAGGGAGUUUAACGCUCAUUGUCUCUUUACUUUUCUGCAUCGAAAUGGUCGGCAUUGCGUAUGGUUUCUUGUUGACGGAGGUUUUCUCUUGUGACCGUCUCGUCUCCUACGCUGGCAUCGGUGCCACCUUGGCCGUUUUCAGCCUCGGAGGAAUCAUUUGGCCGAUAGAAGGCGCCCAUCCAAUAAUAAGAUCGUGGGUCUGGCUCUUCCCGGUCUCUCCUGCGGUUGUGAGCUACAAAGACAUCUCGUCGAAAGGAUACGACCUGUCGUAUCACACUGUCUACCAGGGUUUCAUAUCCUGCAUUGCUUGGACUGCCAUUUUUGCCAGCACGACGUUGAUUAUAGCUAAAUACAAAAAGGCGAGAAAAAUAAUUUAAAAAAUGGAUUUAUUUGUUAAUAAACAGUGUGAUUUUUAUUGA
Molecule: messenger RNA, 2156 nt
Organism: Cimex lectularius (bed bug)
Lineage: Eukaryota; Metazoa; Arthropoda; Insecta; Hemiptera; Cimicidae
Product: ABC transporter G family member 20-like
Exons: 16
Coding region: 123-2114 (663 amino acids)
Cellular component (GO): membrane
Molecular function (GO): ATP hydrolysis activity; ATP binding; ABC-type transporter activity
Source: RefSeq, a predicted model, not a curated record